AUGCCCCCAACCGUCAACCCUCCCACUCCGCCUGCGUCUGACGACGAGUUCACUCUCAGCAGCAAGCCUACCAACAGCCCCAUGCAGCGCUACAACGCGUCCAAGCGCGCCACCGACUCGACCCGUUUCGUGGGCUCGGGCUCGGGUUCUAGCUCAAGUUCACGCGCAGGCCCAUCCCGCCAGGCGCAGCCCGACGCGGCGAUGGAGCACCAGGACUGCACGGGUUGCCUGCACCCGCUACCCAGGGACCGCCAGGCAGUCGAGCGCGCACACGCCCUCGAGAGCCGCCCCGACGCCUCGCAGAGCAACUACAGCGGCGCGACGGCCGGCCCGGGCGUCACGCAGUUCAACAACUUUUUGGUUCAGGCGCAGGGGGGCGGCGGGGACCACGGGCCCGACGACGACCUGACGUCCAUGUGGCCGUACGUGUCGAGCAAGACGGAGCGGGCGCGGCACAUUGGGGCCUGCAAGACGGGUGUGGGCAAGCAGAUUAACGGGCCGGCGCUGAUUAUCUCGGGGCGUGCGUCCAAGGCGCCGCUGCCGACGAUUACGAUUCCGCGGCAGACGCAUAUUGAUCCGGUCAUGUCGCUGGGCGCGGGGGCCGAGGGGAUGGCGUCCUCGGUGGCGGCGGAGGAUGCGGCGCAGGUGAAUGGAGGGUUUAUCUUGUUCCAGGGGGAGUGA
Molecule: messenger RNA, 681 nt
Organism: Emericellopsis atlantica
Lineage: Eukaryota; Fungi; Ascomycota; Sordariomycetes; Hypocreales; Bionectriaceae
Exons: 1
Coding region: 1-681 (226 amino acids)
Source: RefSeq, a predicted model, not a curated record